Photinus pyralis (common eastern firefly) is the source of this 1137-nucleotide messenger RNA. It is a transcript of the gene Cox11, whose product is annotated as cytochrome c oxidase assembly protein COX11, mitochondrial. Gene Ontology annotation, cellular component: mitochondrial inner membrane. The coding region runs from base 388 to 1083 and encodes 231 amino acids. NCBI's taxonomy places the organism in Eukaryota, Metazoa, Arthropoda, Insecta, Coleoptera, Lampyridae. The transcript has 3 exons. Gene Ontology annotation, molecular function: copper ion binding. The record is from RefSeq and is a predicted model, not a curated record.
UUUGGCUUUCUUAUCUCGAGCACGAGGGAACCAUCUAUGUUUCGUUGUGAAGGUGAUGUUCAUUAAUUCUUGGCGGGCUUGUUCGUCAGUUUUCUUUUUAAAUAUCUCCAUGAGUUCUGGUGUCAAUUUGGUUUUGAGUACUGAUGUGUCUUCUUCUAACUUCGGUUCUGGUAAAGGUCUUGUACACUCGUAGGGGAAAUCCUGCUGUGGGUGCCAUGCGACGAAAGUACUUCCAUCAUCGGUCAACACAAUAGGUGUGCUGUUUGUUCUUUUGGAAUACAAACGAUUAGACAAGUUUCUAACUAAAGUAAUAUUUCUCAACAUCUUUUGUAAUCAUGCACAAUCAACAAUGUUGUGAGGUUAUGUUUGAAAUGUUAACCUUAAAAAAUGUUCAGUACUUUCAGAAUCUUUUUGAAAGAUCUCUCACAUAAAGGUUUCUAUCACAAAUUGCUAUUCAGCAAUCGAAACAUCCACAGUAGCAAUGUUAGGCAAUCGAAGAUUGGAUCAAAUCAAGCACUGAAAUCGAAGUCAACCCUCUAUUAUGUAACAGCAGCGGGUGUACUAGUUGUAGGUUUCAGCUACGCGGCCGUACCUCUGUAUAGCAUGUUUUGUCAAGCCUACGGGUACGGUGGAACUGUGGCCGCGGGGCAUGACAACACAAAGGUGGAGAGCAUGGCCGCAGUUAAACACAAGCCAAUCAAAAUCAAAUUCAAUGCAGACACCGUGUCCAGCAUGAGGUGGAACUUUAAGCCACAACAAUUGGAAAUACAAGUAGUUCCAGGCGAGACUGCUUUAGCAUUUUACACUGCCCAAAAUCCGACCGACGUACCCGUUACUGGUAUAAGUACGUAUAAUGUUGUUCCUUUCGAGGCCGGUCAGUACUUUAAUAAAAUCCAAUGUUUCUGCUUUGAAGAACAACAGCUAAACCCACAUGAACAGGUCGAUAUGCCCGUUUUUUUCUACAUUGACCCGGAGUUUGCUCAGGAUCCGGCAAUGGAGUAUAUUAAAGAUAUUACGUUGUCAUACACAUUUUUUGAAGCAAAAGAAGGAUUGCAGUUGCCCAUGCCUACGUUUAUUAAAUAGGACUAGUUUGUUAAUGUGUAUAAGGAGGAUGCAAAUAAAAAAGUUAUAAUUUAU